AUGGCCGAUUAUCUACUUUUUGAGAGCCCUAUGGGCUACUCGCUUUUCAAGGUCACUCUCCAGGGUGACGCCGUGGGCAACCGUCUGAAGGAAGUCCAGGCUGGCGUUAACGACCUCGCCAAGUUCGGCAAGAUGAUUGAUCUUGCCAGUUUCCUGCCCUUCGAAAACAACAAGCAGGCCCUCGGUGAAAUCAACGACGUUUCGGAAGGUGUCGCGUCCGAGACCCUUAUUUCAUUCCUUGAUCUCAACCUCCCCAAGCCCAGCAAGAAGAAGAAGGUCGUCCUCGGUCUGUGCGACAAGGGUCUCGCUGGUAGCAUCAAGUCCGCUUUCUCCUUCGUCGACUGCGAGACUGGCGACACCAGCGAGGUCGUUCAGGACCUUCUCCGUGGUAUUCGCCAGCACUUCGCCAAGCUGCUGAGCCAGCUCCGUGAGGGUGAUAUGGACACCGCUCAGCUCGGUCUCGGUCACGCCUAUUCUCGUGCCAAGGUUAAGUUCUCCGUCCAGCGUGACGACAACCACAUCAUUCAGGCCAUUGCCAUCUUGGAUCAGCUUGACAAGGCUAUCAACACCUUCUCCAUGCGUGUUCGCGAAUGGUACUCCUGGCACUUCCCUGAGCUGUACAAGAUCGUCUCCGACAACCAGACCUAUGCCCAGAUUGCUCUCUUCGUGAAGGAUAAGAAGAGCCUGACUGAUGACAGCCUGCACGAUCUUGCCGCUCUCGUGGAGGAUGACAAGGGUGUUGCUCAGAGCAUCAUUGAUGCCGCCAAGCGCAGCAUGGGUCAGGAUAUCGGUGACUCCGACAUGGAGAACGUCAUUGCUUUCGCCGAGCGUGUUGUUAGCAUCGCCAAGUACCGCAAGUCCCUGCACCAGUACCUGGUCUCCAAGAUGAGCGUCGUUGCUCCUAACCUUGCUGCGCUGAUUGGUGAGAUCGUUGGUGCUCGCCUGAUCUCCCACGCUGGUAGCUUGACCAACCUGUCCAAGUACCCUGCCUCUACUGUCCAGAUUCUCGGUGCUGAGAAGGCUCUGUUCCGUGCCCUGAAGACCAAGGGUAACACCCCCAAGUACGGUCUGCUGUACCACUCUUCCUUCAUCGGCCGUGCUGGCCCCAAGAACAAGGGUCGCAUUUCUCGCUUCCUUGCCAACAAAUGCUCGAUCGCUUCCCGUAUCGAUAACUUCUCCGAGGCCCCCACCACUAAGUUCGGUGAGGUUCUGAAGCAGCAGGUUGAGGAGCGUCUGGAGUUCUACUCCACCGGCGCUGCCCCCACCAAGAACGAGGUUGCCAUGAAAUCCGCUAUGGAUGCCGUUCUGGCUGGUAUCGAUGUUGACGUUGAUGACAGCGAUGCGGAGAUGGAGGACGUCGAUGCCAAGAAGGAGAAGAAGAAGGAGAAGAAAGACAAGAAGGAGAAGAAGGAGAAGAGCGACAAGAAGAAGAAGCGCAAGCACGACACCGACGCUGAGCCUUCGAAGAAGAAGCAAAAGGCAUAA
Penicillium subrubescens is the source of this 1485-nucleotide messenger RNA. It is a transcript of the gene sik1, whose product is annotated as snoRNP complex protein NOP56. NCBI's taxonomy places the organism in Eukaryota, Fungi, Ascomycota, Eurotiomycetes, Eurotiales, Aspergillaceae. The coding region runs from base 1 to 1485 and encodes 494 amino acids. The record is from RefSeq and is a predicted model, not a curated record. Gene Ontology annotation, cellular component: small-subunit processome; box C/D methylation guide snoRNP complex. Gene Ontology annotation, molecular function: snoRNA binding. The transcript is spliced from 3 exons.